AAUAGCCAUGACGUGCCGAAUAUCUGCCAAAGCUUGUGGAAUUGGCCAAAAAUAUAUUGAAGCAGAUUGUUUGUUGUCAGACCAAGAAUUAAAAAGGUUGAAAGAACACAAGUACUCAGCAGUUGACAACAGUUGGUUGGACGAGUUGUGUAUGAAAAGAUGGUGGGAGUUUGUGAUUACAUUAUGCCCAAUGUGGAUUGCCCCAAAUCUUAUUACAUGGAUUGGUCUGGUCAUUAACCUUAUCACUGUCCUCGUUUUGUCAUCUUUCAGUUAUUCUGCUACUGAAUCGGCACCGUCAUGGGCUUAUUUGCAAGCAGCCUUGGGACUUUUCUUCUACCAAACCCUAGACGCAAUUGAUGGAAAGCAAGCAAGAAGAACGGGUUCGAGUUCUCCCCUUGGUGAACUUUUCGAUCAUGGUUGUGAUAGCAUGACGCAAGUCUUCGUCACAUUGAACAUUUGCUAUGCAAUGUCCUUGGGAACCGUUCCAUACGGAGUGCUCAUUGUCUCUGUUAUUUCCGUUGUCAUGUUCUACUGUGCUCACUGGUCGACAUACUGCACAGGACAACUGAGAUUCUCAAAGUUCGACGUCACGGAAGCCCAAAUGUCAGUCAUCAGUGUUUUGUUGUUCACUGCUAUUUUUGGAAAUGGUGUAUGGGAAACACCUAUUGCGUUUGGCUAUACUCUCAAAUAUUUUGUUGUAGGAUCCUCAUUUCUAGUUUCUUUGUAUCAAAUUCACGGUUACGUUCAUGUUAUCUUCAGCGGAGGUGUUGGUAAAAAUGGAUCAACUAUUGCGGGUACCUCAGUCCUCUUCCCACUUUUUCCACUUUUGAUGGUUGUCAUUCCGUUCAUCAUGAUCUACAAUAAAACUGAAUCCACAGUUUUCGACGAUCAUAUCACGCUAUUUUCAUUGUGUUUUGGAGCUGUCGGAGCCAAAGCGACAAACCGACUUGUUAUUGCUCAUAUGUCAAAAAGUGAGCUCAGACUCUGGGAUUGGAUCUACGUUGGACCAUUGGCUUUGAUGCUCAACCAAUAUUACGAUUUUGUGUUUGACGAAUACGUCUUGUUAUGGAUUGCGACGAUAUACUGUUAUACUUCUCUUUUCAUCUAUUGUACGGUUGUUUGCCGACAAUUUUGCGACUUCCUCAACAUUUACAUUUUCGUGUUGGGACCCAGAAAGUCAAAGUCAAAUUGACUAGUCUUUGAAGACGUCGAACCUAACAAAUUUGUCAACAGGCGAAUGCUGCUAGGUAGCUAUGACGAAGAAGAUCUUCUCAUUGUUUAGUUCAUUUUUGUUUUUCCUAUUUCUUUACCAAUUUUCUUGUCAUUUUUGCCAUAGAAAUGUAUUCUGCAUUUUUAAUUUUGUUUUCAAUGUUCUUUCUCCUCUUGUUCCAUCCCAUGUCACCAAUUUUCCUACCCACGCGGUUUUCUUUUGUCCUCUCCCUGUUUCCCUUAUGUUAUAGUAACAUAAUAUAU
Molecule: messenger RNA, 1473 nt
Organism: Caenorhabditis elegans
Lineage: Eukaryota; Metazoa; Nematoda; Chromadorea; Rhabditida; Rhabditidae
Gene: cept-1
Product: diacylglycerol cholinephosphotransferase
Biological process (GO): phospholipid biosynthetic process
Cellular component (GO): membrane
Molecular function (GO): phosphotransferase activity, for other substituted phosphate groups; diacylglycerol cholinephosphotransferase activity
Source: RefSeq, marked reviewed